This is a messenger RNA of Wasmannia auropunctata (little fire ant), 2901 nucleotides long. RefSeq lists its product as uncharacterized. The transcript has 6 exons. The coding region runs from base 108 to 1709 and encodes 533 amino acids. NCBI's taxonomy places the organism in Eukaryota, Metazoa, Arthropoda, Insecta, Hymenoptera, Formicidae. The record is from RefSeq and is a predicted model, not a curated record.
UAAGAUCUUGGGUAAUUAAAUAUAAAAUUAGUCAAAGUGCUGUGAAUGGUCUAUUACACAUUUUGUUAAGAAAUAAUUUAAAUGUGUCAGUUGAUUGUAGAAAAUUAAUGAAAACACCACGUAAUAUAUCAUCACAAAUAAUAGAAAUGAAUGAUGGAAAAUAUAUUCAUUUUGGAUUUGCAGAAAGUUUGAGACAUUCGAUUAAAAUGCAUUUCCAAACAUAUCCAGUAGAAUUAAAAGUAAAUAUUAACAUAGAUGGUUUACCUAUAUCAAAAAGUUCAGGUAGUCAAUUUUGGCCGAUCUUAGGUGCUAUAGUUGCAGAUUUUUAUUCCGAGCCAUUUGUUAUAGGUAUUUACCAUGGAAAUACAAAACCAAAAGAUGCCGAUGUGUUUCUAAAAUCAUUUGUAGAAGAAGCAAAAUGUAUUCUCGAUAAUGGUUUGAAUAUUAACAAAAUGAUCAUUCGUAUUAAAUUAAAUGCUAUUAUUUGUGAUGCUCCAGCAAAAUCAUUUAUUUGUGGUAUUAAAGGUCACACGGGUUAUUUCAGUUGCACAAAGUGUAUACAAGAAGGUGAAUUCAUUAAUAAUAAAGUCGUUUUUUUGGAAUUAAAUUCACCCUUGAGAACGGAUCAUUCCUUUUCAACUAGACAACAUGAAGAACAUCACGUUGAAAAAUAUUUAACUCAAUUAACUAGUAUAGAAACUUUAGGCAUUGGAAUAAUUUUUACUGUGCCAAUAGACUGUAUGCACCUUAUUUUUCUUGGUGUUAAUAAAAGAAUACUUCGAUUUUGGAUUAAAGGUGCGAUAAAUAUUCGAUUACCUGCCGUUUCAUUAGAUAAAGCUCAACAACGUAAUAACAAAUUAAAAAAGUUUAUACCUGUUGAAUUUGCACGUCGACCAAGAGAUUUGUUGGAUCUAGAUAGGUGGAAAGCAACCGAACAUAAACUUUUUGCAUUAUAUACAGGAAUAAUCAUAACAAAAAAUGUGUUAUCUAAAAAAUUAUACAUGCAUUUUACCUGUCUAUGCGUUGCUGUAAGAAUUGUAUCGGAUAAACAAUAUAAGCAUAUGCUUCAUUACGCACAAUCUCUUUUUGAAUAUUUCGUUCGAAAAUUCCGCGAGUACUACGGAGAUCAAUAUUUAUCACACAAUGUGCAUAAUUUGCUACAUAUAUGUGAAGAUGUAAAACGGUUUGAAACAAUCGAUUCUUAUUCUGCUUUUAAAUAUGAAAACUAUUUGUAUACAAUAAAAAAAUCGUUACAAGUCAGUGGUAAACCUCUAGAACAAAUAGCUAACAGAAUUAUAGAAAAGAGAAAUAUAGAAAAAAAUUUUCGAUAUUCCAUGAAAGAUUAUCCGAUAAUUUAUUACGACAAAAAUAAGACAAGAGUAAAGAGGGUAGAAUUUGAUGGAUUUAUGUUAUCAUCCAACAAUCCCGAUAAUUGUUGUAGUCUUAUAAAUAAUAUAAUUGCUACGGUGAAUGAUAUUUAUUUUAGCAAUAAUAUUCUAUAUUUUAGAGUAACACAACAUCUCUCUGUUGAACCAUUUUUCUCUUCUCCGUGUGAUUCAACGCUGGUAGGAAUUUAUAAAAUCAGUGAAGCAGUUUUGUCAUAUGCAAUUGUUACAGCUAAUGAAAUUUCGCGUAAAUGUUUAAAAGCAGAUAAUAUUAUGUCUUCUGAUGAUGAUCAUUCAAGUAUAAUUAUUAGUUUAUUACAUUAGGUUUAUUAUAAAGUAAAGGGUGGGACUGGUUUGACCACGUUGCAAUUGACCAUCAGCCACUCAGCGCUUCAACAGAGAAAAAUCUCUAGACACCAGUGAAUGGUUGUAAUCAAUCGCAAUGUGUCAAACAGGACGCUCCAAACAGGACGAAUUAUUAUACUAUCUAUGCCUAAGUGAUAUUUUAUAUUUUAUUAUUAUAUAUAUGAUUGUACUGAAGAUAUCAUAUACUUCGCAUUGAAAUGAGUUUCCCAUAUGCGGUUGUACAAUUUCCAAAAGAAGGGACAUACUCCGAAAUUCCGACCUCGUGGCUUACCAAAGAUUGCACCAAAUGUAGAUGGCCAACAACAAAGAAUGCUAACUUUUUUAUUAAAAAAAAUAGUCCGCCAGAGGCUGACUGGCAACUGUUUGAUGUUAAAGUAGAAUGCUAUUGUGAGAAUUUAAAUAAGGCACGGAAAAAAGCAGAAGAUUCUAAUUAUGCUACUUCUUCUGACGAAACCAAAGGGCGUGGAAAAAGAAUAGUACACGAGAAAUAGUUCGACGAUGAAUUUGAUACUUGCGAUGACAGUAUAGAUGACGAUGAUGAUUUACCUCCGCAAUUUACUAAGGCUUCACAUAAGAAGUUAAAAUCAAACAAAAGUCAUAAUUUAUCCGAAAAUAAAUCUGACGAUUUACCUCCGCAAUUUAAUGAGAGUUCACAUAAUAAGUUACAACUAAAUAAAAAUCGGGAUUUAUCCGAAAAUAAAUCUUUACCUGAUAAACAAUUAGUGCAUAACCAGUAAUCUUUGUGCAAAAAAGUCAUAGAUUUCGAUUUUAUUUUAUCUCCGUUAGCUACAACUGACGACAUUGAAAAACUGUUUCCAAUUUGUGUGGAGACAUUAAAAUAUAUAAAAAGCAUUGAUAAGAGAUUAAAAUCUUUGGAAAAAAACAUUAAUGAUGUAGAAGAAUAUACGAAUACAUUUGAUGAGAUACUUCCCAUUAAUUCCAUAGAGAACUGGAUAAAAUUCGAAGAAAUGUUGGAAACUAAUGAAACAAAAGCGACUUUUAUCGAAUUUAUGAAAACAAUUGGAGGAAAAGGCAGCAAAAAUAUGGUACAACGAUGUAUGAACCGUUUGUUUACCAAUAAAUUUGGUAUAAUCUGUUCGUGGUGUGGUCGUAGAAAUAAUUAUCGCAAGUGUGAUUUAAAAUGCAUCCG